This is a messenger RNA of Dioscorea cayenensis subsp. rotundata (Guinea yam), 846 nucleotides long. RefSeq lists its product as uncharacterized. NCBI's taxonomy places the organism in Eukaryota, Viridiplantae, Streptophyta, Magnoliopsida, Dioscoreales, Dioscoreaceae. The record is from RefSeq and is a predicted model, not a curated record. Bases 1 to 846 code for a protein of 281 amino acids. Gene Ontology annotation, cellular component: membrane. The transcript has a single exon.
AUGAUCUUAAAAUUUCUGUGUUUGUUGGCGCUCAUUGUAUUCUCUUAUGGACAUGAAGCAAAGAACAUCACAACCAGCUCCUUGAACACCAUUGUCAGAGACAAGGCAUUGCCAGUAUUGCUUCAUCGUCGAACCGGCAUUGUCUAUAAAAUCCCUAUGCCGAUGAAUUUAUCGGGUAUUGAGGUCUCCGGUCUGAGGUUGAGGAGCAAAACAUUACGGAGGAAAGGCGUCAAUAUUGGUGCAGUUCAUGUUCCUCGAGGAGCCAUUUCAGUUCCUCGUGUUAAGAGGUUGAUCAUUGUGUAUCAAAGUCUUGGCAACUGGUCAUCCAUCUUGUUCAAUGUCCCCGGCCACACGUUUGUGGCUCCGGUUGUUGGAUUUCAAGCCUAUGACGCAUCUAACUUUAGUUCCAAGAGCACAAGGGAGCUUGAAUUCAAUGUAUCAGGAGAUUCAAUCAGCAUAAAGUUCAUUACAGAAGGAAUGAAGCCUGAGUUGAUGUGUGCUAGUUUGGGUUUGAAUGGAGCAGUGGAAUUAUACAACAUGGUGCAUUUAAGUACAUGUUAUGUGAAAACCACCGGGUACUUCGGUGUUGUUAUUCCGGUGAAAUUAUCGGUAUGGAACUCGGUGGGAGGAGGAGGGGGGUUAAUGGUUUGGUUGAUAGCUUGUGGGAUUGGAAUGGUUGGAAUGGUGGUGGUUGGUUUGGUGUGGAUGAGAGUGUUUAGGUUUGCAAGGAAGGAGAAGAUGAAGGAAAUUGAGGAUGGAGAGGCUUUGGAGAGAUUUAGAGUUGGUGGUUCUAACAUGCCUUUUGCUACAAUGGUUAGAACUCAGCCUGUCCUUGAGACUAGAUAG